Patiria miniata (bat star) is the source of this 2490-nucleotide messenger RNA. RefSeq names its product TNF receptor-associated factor 5-like. The record is from RefSeq and is a predicted model, not a curated record. The transcript is spliced from 8 exons. Lineage: Eukaryota; Metazoa; Echinodermata; Asteroidea; Valvatida; Asterinidae. Gene Ontology annotation, biological process: tumor necrosis factor-mediated signaling pathway; positive regulation of JNK cascade; regulation of canonical NF-kappaB signal transduction. Gene Ontology annotation, cellular component: plasma membrane signaling receptor complex. Gene Ontology annotation, molecular function: protein binding; zinc ion binding. The coding region runs from base 274 to 1668 and encodes 464 amino acids.
GUGCAGUUGCUAUAUGGACCGUAUUGGAAUAUCGAUUCUGAGAGCGAGAGAGCAGUUUUCAUAUCGAUUGAAAGCUUGGAACGAGGAUCUUUCUUUCGGUUGAGGCCACAAACUGUGCCCCGACACAAAGGCGGUAGGCGACUAGCGAAUCCGCCCCAACAUCUUGACGAUUAAUUGCGGCAUCGUCAUCAUCAUUCACUAGCCUCGGAAAAUUACUCAUCUUUGGCCGGGAAAUUCCGCUGCGAAACUUUCCUCUCAACAUCUACCUCCACCAUGCCGGAACCCACGACAGACACAGAUUCCCUCGGGGAGGUAAUCCCCCCGAGGAAGGGGUCCGGCGCCUCUCAGAAGUCGAGCAACAGCAGCGAAGGAUCCGACAAGAAUCUUAAGAUGGGAGACACCGAGGUUGUCUUCCUUGAGCCGCUCAACUCCAAGUACGAGUGCGUGUUCUGCAACCAGGUGCUGCGGUACCCGGUACAAUUCGAGGAGUGCGGUCACCGGUGUUGCACCUCUUGCUUGCCCAGUCUUUUACGUGUUGCCCCUCGAUGCCCCUUAGAUCAAGCGCCAGUUUCCAGAGAUAGUGUGUACGUGGAUACAGCUUUUGGGCGGGAAAUCAACGAGUUGGAAGUGAAGUGCCCCAACCAUGGCAGAGGGUGCGGAUGGAAUGGCGUCCUCAACGAUAACAAGACCCAUUUCCAGCAAUGCAUGUACAACGAGGUGGACUGCCCCAACUCCUGCGGCGCCCACUUCGAGAAGCGGUUCCUGGAGGCCCACGUGAACGAAGACUGCACCAAGCGGAUGAUCAUGUGCGAGUUCUGCGACAAGAAGAUCUUCUACAAGGACGAGAUUGCCCACAUGAACGCCUGCAAGAAGUUCCCCGUGCCCUGCCCCAACGGCUGCAAGCUGACCGACAUUCCUCGGGAAAAGGUCAAGGAUCACGUUGAUGCAGACUGCCCUAAGGCCAAGAUACAGUGUCCUUUCAAGGACAUGGGAUGUGACUUCAAGUGUGAACGACAGAAGAUGCAGAAACACGUGCAGGACGAACCCGUCGAACACAUGACGUAUGUGGGAGAGACGAUGGUCAAACAAGCCACCCUGCUUGGGAAACACCAAGCUAUGCUCCUCGAUCAUAAGGAUUCGUUGGGCUCCUGCGUGCAGAAGGUCCACGACCUGGAGAUGCUGUACGGCUCCCAGCUGGUCUGGAAGAUCGACCGCUACGCCGAGCGGGUACAGGAAGCAAAGACCAACAAGAAAGUCACCAUCUUCAGUCCGCCAUUCCUGACCAGUCGUCAUGGUUACAAGCUGGCUAUCUCGGCAUGCUUGAACGGGGACGGCAAAGCCAAAGGCCACUUCAUGUCGGUCUUCGCCUGCAUCUGCAAGGGCGAAUACGACGCCCUCCUGCCUUACCCCUUCUCUCACCGCAUCACCUUCACCUUGAUCGACCAGUGCCAGGACCCCUCGGCGCGCCGGAACAUCGCCUACACCAUCAAGCCCAACCCGUGCAAGGAGAACAAGCCGUUCCUGGGCCGGCCCGUGGGCGACCGCAACGCCAGCUUCGGCACGCAGAAGUUCGUGCCGCUCAACACGCUCAAGACGCUGGACUACAUCAGGGACGAUACCAUGUUCAUCAAGGUCCACGUGGAUUACAACGACAUGAUUCUGUUGUGAAUCUUGGAGGUCCAAUUAAGGCAAAUUCUUUUUUUUUUAGUCCCCGAGUAAUAAAACCCUGAGAGAGGUACCCAGACGCCAAUUCAAUUUGUUUCAUACAAAGUCAUCGGUCUUUUGAGAUUUGGCGGACACCGUACUGUAAAUGCACAAGAUUUUACCAAAAAGGAUAGCGUCCUGAUCCUAUGUAACGUUUUCAGUGUAUUUUCAAACAAAAUUUGAAAAUUCGGAUUACUUUUCUCACUCCCAAAUUCGUGUUUCUCCAAUGUAUUUCCAUUGAACGUCUGUAUCUCUGACGUCAUUAUCUAAUUAUAAUACACUGUACUUCUUAAAGAGUGACUUCGCUCUAAUUAUUAUCUACUUUUUUCUAAGGGGUGAUUUUUGCCUCAAUAUAGUUUCAAGAAGAUGUUGACCCUAUUAAUUACACUGCAAAAAAUUAACUCCGUGUGAUUUUUAUUGCAACGUAUACGGUACCGGUAGCUGUCGAGUUGCAGUGUGGACACUGCUAGUGUUAAUUUUACACUCUGUUUUUUUUGUCUAGGAAGGUAGAAGAGAUGGUGUCAGUUGCAUAAUUCAGGGUCCAAUUUUCAGGGGGCUCGGGGAUCGUUCCACGGACCCAGGGGUUUCAAACCACAAAAACUCCAUGUUCAAGAGAGGGAGCCCUCUUGCGGGGGCCGUGCCUCGUUCCCCUUGCCCUUUCGGUUAAAUAUCCUGUGCACAACAAAUGUGUAUAUAACAGUUUUAAAAAUCGCUUCUUUAAUAAAAUGAACCAUUUCAAAAUAUUACAUUUUGCUUUUAGGGAAUAAUAUUGGGGAUUAAUGUUUA